AUGUCACCAGGUAUUCCCGGGCGUGUACAUGUCACCAUGUAUAUCCCCUCCAUUUUUGCAGCUGGAUUCAUCAUAGAGCAGGAACAAGCUCAUGAAUGGGUCCGCCGAUACGAUUUCGAGCCGGAAUCAGAGAAAGCAUACGUGCUCGUGGAGCUCGAUGCCGUGGUAACUUUCCUGGGCAUCCCAGACAAAGUGCGCGUCUUCGGUCUCUCGUACAAGUUCAAGAACUAUGGCAAGCCCACGUAA
Molecule: messenger RNA, 246 nt
Organism: Gloeophyllum trabeum ATCC 11539
Lineage: Eukaryota; Fungi; Basidiomycota; Agaricomycetes; Gloeophyllales; Gloeophyllaceae
Exons: 2
Coding region: 1-246 (81 amino acids)
Source: RefSeq, a predicted model, not a curated record